Octopus bimaculoides (California two-spot octopus) is the source of this 10622-nucleotide messenger RNA. Its product is annotated as protein TANC2. NCBI's taxonomy places the organism in Eukaryota, Metazoa, Mollusca, Cephalopoda, Octopoda, Octopodidae. Gene Ontology annotation, molecular function: protein binding. The record is from RefSeq and is a predicted model, not a curated record.
AGUGUGUCUGUAAGUAUUGUAGCUGAAAACGUUUCUUUGUUUUAUUAUUGUAUUUUUUAGUGAAAAUGGGCUGGGAAAGUAUUCUGUAACAGGAAAGAGAACUUUGUGGAGGAGGGGUGGGGGACGUGAGAAAGUAGGCUAUUUUGAAAUAAUGUAGAGACUCUAAAUGGAGGAAAGGGUGGUGCAAAAUGGUAAAUCAUUCAGAAUGAACAGCAUGAAUGGAAUCUUUAUUGUUAGUAUAUAUACAUAUAUGAGAAAUGUGAGGUGAACUAUUUCAAAACAAAUUUUGAAGUAUUUAUUCUUUGAUAAAUACUUAAUGUAGAUAAAGAUUUCUUAUAAUUCUUAUAAGCUAUGAAAAUUGGGCACAUAAUUUUGACAUUUGAGUAAGAAUAUAUAUUUUUUUUAAACUUGAUAUGACCUAAUAUUCCAUUGACACAAAUUCAUUUCACUUCAUCCAUCAUCUCGUGUUAUUCUUCUAUAUAGUCCACAUGUCUUUCAAAUUACAUAGCCACAAGUUUACUUGCUGCAUUUAUAUGAUGUACAUAUUAAAAACACAAUUUUAUUUCAAAUGAUCGUAAAUAUUGUCAACUUAUAGUUAAUAUAACCAAAAUGGGUAAUAAGUCCUCAUUACUCUAUGAACGACAGGCUGGGUUAUCAGGUGAAAGACGAGAUCGAAGCUGGUCUUUUACAGGCAAUAUGGGUUCGCCAACAUUGUCUGGUUUAAAAGCUUCAAGAAGUCGAGCAAUGUCUUUGUCUCAAAAUCCUAGGCAAUCUGGUAAUUCCCAGAAACACCUUAGGUUACCUAGUCACUUACAUAUAUCUAGUCCAUUGGAAAUACAAUCAAAAAUAAAUUCCAUGGAUUCUAUGCGCUUAGUAUCUAGCAGUUCUUUAACUAAUGUUAAUCAACCACAUUCAUGGACUCUUGGGAAAUCUGAUGCAUGGGAUUCACCAUGCAUCAAGAAUCACCAUGCCAGAAAUGCUAAUGCUCAACAACAACAAUUCCAAAAUUGGUCAAGCAAGUAUGCCACAAAUAAAAAACUGGACUUGCAAAAUGAGAAGAAAGUAAGCAUUAAAAAGCGAUCAGCUCAUGCAAGUGAUAGCAACAAACAACCUGUUUGUUCUUCCCACCAGAAUUCUGUACAAAUGCAGUGUUGUUCUGAUGACGUGUUAGAUUUAAAAGAAGAUAUUCUCUAUGAAGGAUUCAGACCUCGAACUAACUCAACAUCAAUCAUAGAAAUGGGUAGGAAACAUCGCAGUCGUGUUGUAAUGGGAGCUGCCAGUGCUAAUCUUCGAAGACAGCUACAUACAAGCCAAAUAGCCAUUGACAAAUGUUCUCAAGAUUCUGCAAAAAAUAUGAAUCAUUGUGCUGGAGAUUAUGUUGAACUUGAUCCUCGGCAAACAAUGUUUCAUGAGCAACAGAACUUUACCAAUGAACAAGUAUAUUUGCGGAAAGAAAGCAGAUUUAGGGCAAUGAAUGAAAAUAAGAUGAUAGAUGACAUUUGUUUUCAACUGCCACCAACAAACACUUCUAGAACUAAUCUUACACCAAAACUUUGGGCAGGUAAAACUCUUCUUCCAGAUAUUCAUGAAGAAAAAAUUCUAAGUUCUAGUGUGCCAAAUUGCAAUUAUGACUCCUUACUUAAAAAUAUUCCACAACAGAACAAUUCAGGUAUUUCUCCGCGUACUCAUGGCAUUUCUUCAGGGAAAAACACUGAUUUUAUGAGGAAAAGAAGUUGCAGCAUAUCACAUACUCCAGAAUUUAGUGCACAUCAGCAAAUGCAUUGGAAUCUACCUCCAAAUGCAUUUGGAGAAGUUAAUAACCGAGAAAUUCUCAUUCAUUAUAGCCCUUCUUCUGUGCGCAAAUUUCCUAGAAAAUUAUCUGUUCCAAUAUUAAUGACACCUAAAACUAGAAUUGUUCCGGAAAAGGAACGAUUGUGGAAUUAUAAUGUGACUCUUGGUGAUUCUUGUCCUAAUCUUACCAUUUCAUCAAAUAAUAGCACUGGACAUGGACUUUACCUGAGCCAGAACAAUAAAGAUCCUGAUGCAAUUCGUAAUCUGAAAAGCAUGGAAGGAUUUAUGGACAAUUGUCCAUCAUGUCAUUUACCAUUUGACAAAGGCAAGAAACGGCGCCUUAUUGAUUCCUGUGGUCAUGAGCGCUGUUAUUCUUGCAUGUUUAAUGUGGAGCAGUGUCCGCUCUGUGAAAAUACUGCAAACCCUGCCAAAACAAAUGGACAUUUUUCACGUCAGAGUAGUGUAGAGUCAGCUGUAUUCACUCACCACCGACCUAAAUUAAAAACAAAUGGACAUUUUACCACUUAUAUGCAGACUCGAAUGGAUAUAUCACCUUCACCAGCAACAGAAACGAAUCCUUUUUUAUCACAACCUUCUCCUAAACUGGCCAGUCGAAACGCAGGACAAUCUGCUGCAACUCCUCGGCUUGGAGUGGUCCAAAGUUCCAAAACGAAGAUAACGAAAGCACCUCUCCUCACCUCUCCACCUGUGUCAUCUCCAACACCGCCUCCCUUGCCUCCCAAGAACUAUUUAUACAAUGAGCUUGGCAUUCCAAAACACUACAGCAGUGACUCUGCUCUUGGCUCACCAGAUGUCAGCAGUGUCAGUGUUUCUGUGACUACGGAUGAUAUUGACGAAUUACCCGAGCUAGAUCGGGAAGGACCAAUGUCUGAAAUAACUGAAGAAGCAGGAAAUGGAAUGCCAGCAGUUUGUAAAGGGAACAGCCCUCCACCACCUCCACCAGAUGUUGCUCAAAAUGACCUUAUGGCUCGACUUGGCCUGUUGCUAGAAGAACUCUCCAGCAGUGAACAAAUGUCCACAGGCAGCAAAGAAGGCAACUGUAAAGAAGAGGCUUUUACUAGUAUCUCUUCACUAACCAGCAGUGAGACCACACCAGAUAAAGGCAUCUCUGAUACCAGUCCCAUUUCAACAUUAACGGUUUCGUCUGGCAGUGAACAUGGUCUGCAUGGCCCACCCCGCAAUAUCUCUCACCAUCACCACAACCAUCACCACCACCUUCAUUCGUUGUACACAAACUGUACACAGGCCUGCACUGCCUCUGACAGUAUGACAUCGCUGAGGAGUUUUAGCAUUGGCAACGGAGCCAGUCCACUCCACACAAUGCAAAGGCCGCAUUCAAUAAACACUGUUACUCCAGGACCCAUAGAAGAUCUGCAAUUGUUUGGGAAAAGAAAGUCUUCCCUACGUCUGUCUUCUACCCGAGGUAGCAUUGGACUUCUUUCUGAUGUUCGAUUUGCACCAAUUCGACCACCUCAGCUGAAGAUGUUUCCAAUCAAAUUUGAAAUUCCUCACAGUGAAGGGAAAUCUGUUUUUAUUGGAAGAGAGUGGCUCUUCAAAGAAAUAGAAAUGGCCUUGAACAGUGAAUGGUCCAGUCAGACACAAGGAGUUGUACUCCAAGGAGAUGUUGGUAGUGGGAAGACAGCAGUAAUAGAACAACUUCUUGAAUACAGUUGCUUUGGAAAUAAAACCCAAGGACCUACUUUAAUUAAUGGAGAUGCUUAUCCAGAAACAAAUGGUAAGGACCGCCCUAGGCAGAAUGGCUACCAGAGCAGUCCUUGUGGAACACUUAGCAGUCUUUCAUCUUCAUCAGUAGCUAGUCACAACUCUUAUUUGAGUGCAUCCAGUACUAGUUUGAAUUAUGAUUCUUUAAAGAGUCUUGGCUGCCAAGUAGUAGCCUAUCAUAUAUGUCAAGCUGACAACAACACAACGUGCAUGCUACCUGAUUUUGUACACAGUAUUGCUGCUACAUUAGCCAGAGCACCACAACUUGAAGCCUACCGUGAAAUGUUACUUGUUGAUCCCAACUUGUUCAAUAUCCUUACCAUGAAGGAAUGCAUUCAGAAUCCAUACCAAUCCUUUGUAAAAGGUGUCUUAGAACCUUUAAAAAUGUUAAAAAGCAGUGGAAAGAUAACUUCAGACAGUUGUAUAAUUCUAGUUGAUUCGUUAAAUGAAGCUGAAUUCCAUCGACCUGACUAUGGUGACACAAUUGGCUCAUUUCUUUUGCAUUAUUUGCACAAAUUUCCUAUGUGGUUGAAAGUGAUUGUAACUGUGCGAACAAGUUAUAUUGAAAUUACACGGCAGUUACCUUUCUUCCAUAUAUCUAUUGAUACUUGUGAUGCCACAGUUAAAGACCUACAUGAUUAUAUCAGCUAUCGCAUCAAUGUCAGUACUGAUCUGCAGAACAAUAUAGCUGUCGAUGAGACUGGAACACAAAAUAAAUUUUGCAACUAUUUGCAAACACUUAGUAAUGGCAGCUUUCUUUAUUGCAAAUUGGUCCUGGAUCUUAUAGAACGUGGAAACUUAGUUCUUAAGAGUUCCAACUAUAAAAUUAUACCUAUUAAUAUUUCUGAAGUCUUUCUGCUACAUUUCAAUUUAAAAUUUCCCAGUGUCAGAUCUUAUGAAAGGAUCUACCCAAUACUUGGUGUGUGUUUAGCCUCACUUUAUCCUCUCAACCAAGAAGAGAUUUAUGAAGCCAUUAAUUCAGGCUCAACAAAGAAAUAUAUUUCUAGAGAUGAAUUCUUACAUAGACUUGAAAUACUUUCUGGGUUUCUAUACCACCGUGAAACAGAUAACACCUAUAUGUUUUUUCAUCCAGCCUUUAGGGACUGGCUUAUUAAAAGGGAUGAAAAUGAACACAGAAAGUUUUUAUGUGAACUUCGGUAUGGUCACAGCUUGAUGGCAUUUCGCUUGUCAAGAAUUUGUAGCAAUCAAGAUCCUGAAAAGUCGCUGGAACUUGGUCAUCACAUCCUGAAAGCCAACAUAUAUAAAAACCUGUGUCGCCAGUCACAGUUUUCAUCGCGAGUUUUUCUUGCCUAUUGGAUGUGCCUUUGCUCUGACAACCUCAAUGCUGCUUUAGUCACUCAACGGAAUCUUUUCUCCCCAAAUGUUAAGGUUAGCCGCUUACUUAUAUUAGCCGGAGCUAAUCCCAAUGCCAAGAGUAACUUUCUCAAUCAAGCCCCAAUUUUGUGUGUGAGUGCACGAGAAGGCUUCCUUGAAAUGGUGUCAUCAUUGUUAGAAUUUUCAGCCUAUGUGGAUGCUGUAUGUGAAGAUGGGAUGACUGCCUUAUGUCAUGCAGCUGCUAAUGGACAUCUGGAUGUUAUUAAAUUAUUGUGUUCGAAAAAAGCAAAUUUAAGUCAUACAGAUAAAUGUGGACAAUGUCCAGCCGUCCAUGCAGCCAUGCAUGGACACCUUGAGUCAUUAGCUUUCCUCUUACAAUGUGAUUGGUCAAGCGCAUCAAGUCAACAACAAAAGAUUGAAGCCAUGCAACAGGCAUUUGUUGCUGCUGCUGCAAUGGGGCACAAACAUAUCUGUGAUUAUUUAGUAGUACAUGCUGUUGGGAGAAGUAAUGAAGCUUUCAGCAUAGAUGCAGUUGAUACUUUAAUUGGAGAAACAGCACUAACUGCAGCUUGUCUUCAUGGCCGUGAAGAAGUUGUUCGUUAUUUGAUCAAGCAGGAAGCCAAUGUCCAUCUGGCUAAUACCAAAUCCUAUAGUCCUCUGCUUUGUGCUGUGAAAGCAAAUAAAUGUGAAGUGGCUGAAAUUCUAUUCCAAGCUGGAGCUUCCAUAGAACAACCAGAUAAAAAUGGUCAUACUCCCUUGAUGCUGGCUGCUGCUGAAGGACAUAUUAACAUAUUAGAAAUGCUUCUCUCAGCAGAAGCCAGUCAAACUGAAGUUGACAAGGAUGAAAUGACUGCACUAAGUUUAGCUUGUUUACAUGGCCAUCUGCAGAUUGUACAGAUUCUUUUGAGUAGAGGUUCUGAUUUACAUCAUGUUGACAAAAAUGGGCAGAUACCUUUACAUCUGGCAUCAUUCUAUGGAGAGCCUCAAAUCGUUCAGUAUUUAAUUGACCAAGGAGCUAAUAUUGAGCAUGUCGAUAGCAACAAUAUGAGGCCACUGGAUAGAGCAAUUGCUUGCAAAAACAUUGAUGUUAUAAUGUGUUUCCUGAAGAAAGGAGCGAAGCUAAGCCCAGCAACUUGGACUAUGGCUGUUGGAAAACCAUCAGUUAUGCUAGUAUUGCUCAAGAAACUUAUGGAUGAUGGAAAUAUUCUUUAUAAGAAAAAUCGUGUCAAAGAAGCUGCUCAACGUUUUCAAUAUGCCUUGAGAAAGUUUCCUAAAGAUGGAUUUGGUGAUGAUGCUCGUACUUUCUAUGACCUACGCAUUAGCUUGUUAUUGAAUCUGUCCAAAUGUAAAAGAAAAUUACAGGAUUAUAUUGCUGCAAUUGAACUUGCCACUAAGGUUCUUGAAAUUCGUCCGAAAUCGUUUGAAGGCUAUUAUGCUCGUGCCCGGGCCCGCAGAGAUAACAAACAAUAUGAUAGUGCUCUAGAGGACCUAAAACAAGCAGUGUUUUUAGUCCCUAACAAUGCAGAACUUCAACGUUUAUUGUUAAGGUUACGCAGUGAAUGUCUGGAGCAAGCUAACAUCUUGAAAGAAACACCAAGUGAAAGCACAGAUGUACAAUCUAUCACUGUACUACCUGUUGAAACCAAUAACACUUCUGCUGCCGCCAUUACAGAACCUGCCCCUGCUGUUACCAUUAUACAUCCUGAAACUGAAGACGGAGAAGUUUGUUCAAGUUCAUCUGUUGUUACCUAUAGGGAAGAAACAGCCCUCUGAUAUUUUGCACAUAAAAUCCUCUAGAUUUAUCACAGAAUUAAGGUUUAAAAGGGGAUAUUCUGUGAUUUGUAUUUUUUCUCCCCCAAUUCAAAAGUACAAAGCAAUAUAUUUCUUUGAAGGAUAUUCUGAAGAUUUUCAAGAGAGGAAGUCUUAAAUUUUGCCAACUCUAUUUAUUAAAACAUUAGAAGUAAUAUUAUUUGGAUAAGUAAACUAGGAGUAAAAAGGAAGUAGGGUAUUCAGUAAAUAUUUAAAUUCUUUUACUGAAUAUUUUGAUUGCAUCAUUGGAUCUUUCAGUUGAACACAUUUCAAACAAAAAUCAUCUGCAAGUUAUUUAAGCAUAGUUUGAAACUGUUCUUGUUUCAUUUUUUUUUCUCCCAAAUAAAACAAUAACUUAUUUGUAAAGAUUUUUAAAACCACCUUCUUGACAUUAACUGAUAUCUUUGAAAUAUAUAACUUCUUGAUUUAAAGUAAUGAAUGGCAGUUGAUUGCUUUUACUUAUGAUAAAUAUUAUAAUUGUUAAUUAUUAACAUGUUAAAAAAUUGUUUUACAUGUAUAUCUUUGUUCAACAAGCUGUGAUGUCAAAUUAAAUUUUAUUUUUUUGUCAUAAAUACUUAUUUUAAUCUAAAAACAUAAAACUAAUUCAUUUAGUGAACUUAAAUUUCUUUCCGGUCAAUUUGCUGUCAGAAAGAUAAUAUAUAGUAAAAGUUAUCAGAAACUAUAUAUAUAUAUAUAUAUAAAUAUAUAUGUAUAAUAUUCCAGCUGCAUGUUUCUUUAUUAAAGAAUUUUAAAUUCUAAUUACUUUUGAUUUUUAAAAUGUUUGAAAUUUAUAUUCCUUUCUAGUUAUUUGCUCUAGUGCAAAGAAAAUGUGAAUAUUCUUUGAAAAUUAGAAAAAAAAAUAUUCUUGGCUGUUAGUAGAUAAAAGAUAUUUGUUAUGAAUUGUAUGGCUUCUCCCCUCAGCCAAAUCCUGCCAUGAUUUCUUAAUAUAUAACUCACUGUGAUCAAGAUAAGCUGUUUUGAGUAUUUUCUUUUCCAAAUUUGUUUUUAAAUCCUUUGCAAAUUAACGUAAAAGGAGAAAAUUAACUAAGUCUGUGCUAAUUAAACCAAACCAAAUGCAUGUAAAUUUUCAUUUUUUUUUUUUUUAAUCUACAAACUGUCAAUUUCUUUAAUCAUACACAACAGACGCAAACAUACAUAGAUGUGACUCCUUCUCAAUGAAAAUCUUUUGAUUAUCCUAUGAAAAAAAAUCAUUUAAAAUAAAAGCUGUUUUUAAGAUACUAGCUUUGCUCAGAGAAGAGAUAUUUGUUGACACCAUAUCCUUAAAGGCUAAAUGAAUGAAUUAUCUUAAUUUUUGUUUUUAAAUCUGCUCUCUUUGAGAAUAUAAUAGUAAGUUGUAUAGUCAUGCCAAAUAAAGUAUUUAUUUUAUUACAUAUAUGCACCAAAUUGACAACAGAUUAUUUUCUAUUUCUAGCAAAGAAAAAUGUGUUCACAUUUCAUUUCCUUUGCUAAGUAUGGAAAACUAAUCUUUACAUGGGGAAACUUUUGUCUUUAAAAAACUGCUAAUCGAGAUAAACAUAUUAAAAAAAAUGUAGAUUUAUGGUUUAUAUUAAAUUCAUAUGCCUGAACGUUUGUUUAUUUUGGUGGGGUGGGGUCUUGUGUAUUAUAUAUCAAUUAGAUAUGAUGCUAAAAACAUCUUACAAACAAAUCUCAACAAAAUGUAGUAAAAUUAAUUUUGGUUUCAUCUACAAUAAAAUAUUUAGUUAGCUGGAAUUAUAUUACGUUAAUGAAGUAUGGCUUACGAGAGAGACAAGACUUAACUGAUUCAUUAUUCGAUGAAAAUGAUCUUGAAAGAGAAACCAAAAUUUCAUUUCAUUUUUUAUUUUUACAAUUACAUUUAAUAUAGCUGUUAUAAAAACAAUAUUUAGUCUUAUUAACAUUGGCAACAGAAUAACAAGUCAAUGAUGCUAAAAAGGGAAUCAAAUGAAUCUAUUUUUAUACCAUUUGUAUUUGAUAUCCUACUCUUCUGCCAUUUUAUUAUUUGUGACCAGCUUAUUUUGUUGCCUGGUUAACACAACUCUAAAGCACAUACACAUGUUAAUAUAUUCUUAAAAAUGGGAAAUAUAUGUAACUCCAAUGAAUGUAACCUGCAGCCUGAUUGUAUUACUUGUAACAAAAUAGAGCAGAUUUUUAAACGCUAACUAAGAUCAAUUUCCUUGUUUAAAACAAUAAACAAAAAGGUAAAUUUUGUGCUUAAUUUUCGUGUACUGAUGGUCUUUUAUAACAAAGACCAUCAAAUUACUGUCUUUCAGGAGAACUGGUCUGCCUAAUAUCUCUUAUCUUCAACAAAGUGUAGGCUGUUGCGUGAUAAACUGGUUCACAGCAGAUUAGAAUAUAUUUUAUUGUUCUGUACACUACACCAAUUCUUCUAACUUGCUACCAGGUAAUAAUGGCUCAGUUUUCUCUUGUUACAAUAUUUGAUGAAAACAAAAAGAAGCACUCUGUAUAAACAAAUCUUGAGACUUGUAAAAAUCCCAUUCAUAGCUGAUAAAAUUGAUGUUAAUUCUCUGAGUGAAUCUCCAGGGUCUCUAUGAUACAUUUUCUUAAAAGCUUUAUAUAAGUAAACAAGCCCAUUUCAUUGGUCAGAUCUCAAUUAUAAUUGUACAGUUCACAUUUUUACAAAGAAAUAUUUCAAUCCUUAAAGCUAAUGAUCUAUACGUAAAAUAUAUAUAAUUAAUUUAUAAUUCUGAAUCAUUGAAACCAUGUCAGUAAUGUUAAUUUUUCAAUUAAAAAUUAACAGUACAAGAUUCCUAAUAUUUAAAUGAAAACAGAUUUAUCUUAAGAAAAUCAAAAUGCUCUUUUAAAAGCUGGAGUAUUUCACACGCAGCUAAAUUCUCUCAUAAAUGAGAAAUUAUCCUAUUGAAUUAUAAUAUAAUUAUGAAAUUAAUUUAAAUAUAUACUUCCUAUAUCUGUACAUUAUUUAUUUUUAUCAUUAUGCUCAUAACUGAGGUUAGACAUCAUUGGUUUUAGGGGCAUAUCUUUUAUCUCAUCGAUUAAAUUUGUUACAAAUAUGUAACAAUGUCCAGCAUGAUAAUAUGAAGCUAGUUCAUAUAUGUUUAGUAAAUGAUGAAAUAAAGCUUUUGAAUUUCGAGAAGAUUAUAAAAUGUAGGGACCAAGCAAAUAAGUUAUAUUACAUACCUAUGCUUGUUAAUAUCUUUCACAUUUUAUUUCCUUGCUUAACCAGCUUGCUCUUUGAAUAGGUUGGCUAAGCAAGGCUGUCCAUAUAGGUUCAAAGACUUUCAAAUUUUAAAUGGGAAAGGUUGUUAUAAGAUUUAACAAAUUUUGACUGCUACAUUGAAAAGCAGUUUGUGGUGCUCUGAACUUCACAUGUUAAACAAAAUAUUUGGUUAAUUUGAGUCUUCUGGUUAUGAAAGGAUUUCAGUUUAGUUGCUUUUGCAAACUCAAGUAGUAUGAGUCAAGCUGCAUGUUAUAUAAUUUUUCAAAAGUGUUAUUUUCAAAACGAUAUACCCCACACCCACUAAAAAAUUAUUUCAAACAAAGCUGCUCUAUAGUUAGGACCCUGCUGUGUCAUUAUUAUUCUGGUACCAAGUAUUGUUUAUUAAAGAGAAAAAAGAAUUUGAAAAGUUAUUUCUCUUUAGUUUUUCUCCCAGACUACCAAGUGUUUGGGUAAAUGAUUGUAUCCAGGCUGCUGUAUACCUGUUGUUUGUUGUCAUUUCCUGUUAUGAUGGUUGUAAACAUUGUUGAAGCUGAGAAUAAUCAUGUCAACUUAAAGCUGUGCAGGUUUGUUCGCUAGUGCCUUCCUAGAAGUCUUGCUCGGAUCUAUACCUGGAACCAAAUCAACGUCCUUCCUUUCAUUUCUGUUUGGUCACUUGGACCAUAACAGUAAGCCAUUAAAUCAGGCUGCAGACAUGUUUACUGUUGAAACUUGUAGUCAGUGCUUGUAAAUACACUUGUUUGACCCUUGA